Messenger RNA from Anguilla rostrata (American eel), 1450 nucleotides. RefSeq names its product ADP-ribosylation factor-like protein 4D. The record is from RefSeq and is a predicted model, not a curated record. Gene Ontology annotation, cellular component: cytoplasm; plasma membrane. Gene Ontology annotation, molecular function: GTPase activity; GTP binding. The coding region runs from base 222 to 824 and encodes 200 amino acids. NCBI's taxonomy places the organism in Eukaryota, Metazoa, Chordata, Actinopteri, Anguilliformes, Anguillidae. The transcript has 2 exons. Gene Ontology annotation, biological process: vesicle-mediated transport; intracellular protein transport.
UCAGUCUUCGUUGGGAGUUGCUAGGCGGAGGGCCGAAAAGACGUGCGUUGCCCUUUCGGAUUUCUGGAUUACCGGUUUCAACCAUACAUUUGUGGAAUUGUAUCCUUGCUGCUAAGAAACGACAGCAUUCGUCAAAGGAGGCACAGGAAUAAAAGGUGCACAGUGACUCCACAACUUCACAGAAUCUGCCUCGUAAUAACUGUCCAGAGAAUCCUGCAGCCAUGGGGAACCAGUUUACCGAGAUUGCUCCCAACACUCCCUUUUUACCAAAUUUCCAGUCCUUGCACGUGGUAAUCAUCGGCCUGGACUCUGCGGGCAAGACCUCACUGCUCUACCGGUUGCAGCUGCGCGAGUUUGUCAACACCAUCCCCACCAAGGGCUUCAACAUGGAGAAGAUCAAGGUUGUGGUGGGCAACUCGCGGGCCACCACCUUCCAGGUGUGGGACGUGGGCGGGCAGGAGAAGCUCCGCCCACUGUGGAAGUCGUACACGCGGCGGACAGACGGGAUGGUCUUCGUGGUGGACUCGGCCGAGGCCGAGCGCAUGGAGGAGGCCAAGGUGGAGCUCCACAAGAUCACGCGCACCUCGGAGAACCAGGGCGUGCCCGUGCUGUUGCUGGCCAACAAGCAGGACCUGCCCUCCGCGCUGUCGGUGCCCGAGGUGGAGAAGGCCCUGGCGCUACACGAACUGAGCCCGUCCACGCUGCACCACGCCCAGGGCUGCAGCGCCGUCGAUGGCCAGGGACUUCAGCCCGCUCUGGAGAAACUGUACGAGAUGAUCCUCAAGAGGAAAAAGAUGCUCAGGCACAGCAAAAAGAAGAGAUGAGCGUUGCACUGCUCCCAACCAGGAAGGGUUGCCGAAAAAAUUGACUCCUUUCGCUGUGGCUGAAGGUUCUUUUGAAAGGAAGGAGUCCCCAAAAGAACGCUUUCUGAUGGUCACUGGGGCAGGACCGGUAGAUGUGUCUUUCGGAGCACACAGCACUGAACUGAUAUCCCUAGGGAAGUAGUUGCCAUGCAACAGUCCCUUGUUAUCCAAGGACCGUGUGAUUGCUGAAGCAGGCUGUGGCAUCAGCCCAGUUUUGCCCAGGAAGUCUGAAGGAUUCCUCCCUUUGUUCAUAUCCCCUCCCUGAACAGCCGAGUUGAAGUUCAUAAUUUGGCAAAGUCAGUGAUUUUUGCUGAAUUACAAGAAAGCCUAUCCAGGUUUGCUGUGGUGCUGUGCUGAGAUGGCACCAGCAUGAGACUGAAUUCUGGUUCUACUCACAGAGGAGAGAGAGGCCACACUGGCUAUGUGAACCACCACAGUUAUUUAGUCUUUUGCGUAAUUUCUGUGGUGAAAACUUGUCACACCGCAGAAUUCAAGUUGUAGCCAUAAUAAUGGAAGUGUUUUUACAGACUGUACAUAUUCUUUUUUGUAAUGCUUAAAAGUUAAUAAAUUAUUGAAGACUGAUACGA